Molecule: messenger RNA, 674 nt
Organism: Cheilinus undulatus (humphead wrasse)
Lineage: Eukaryota; Metazoa; Chordata; Actinopteri; Labriformes; Labridae
Gene: gcgb
Product: glucagon b
Exons: 4
Coding region: 132-599 (155 amino acids)
Biological process (GO): response to starvation
Cellular component (GO): extracellular region
Molecular function (GO): glucagon receptor binding; hormone activity
Source: RefSeq, a predicted model, not a curated record
GAGUGUGACGGAAGCUGACUAAUGGAUUGAGACUAACGGCGGAUAUGCUGAGGUGUCGGUGACGGGGGAGUCACCUGGGAGAAAGCUCUCCGACUCCACCUUAUAAGAGUGAUCCAGUAAAGAGGGGGAACAUGAAGCAGCUUCAGACACCAAGAGGGAAGACAAGACAACUCUGGACCCAGGUUAUUACCCCCUCCUUUGAAGCUCAGCAAACCACAGAAGCUACAGAAAUGAUGAGCGCUCACUCUCUGGCUGGACUACUGCUCCUCAUCAUUGUCCACAGCAGCUGGCAGGCGACCGAUCAGGAUACAGACCGAAACACCAUGCUUUUGUCUGAAAACUCUGAGCUGAACGAACCCAUCGAACUCCCAAACAUGAAGAGACAUUCAGAGGGAACUUUUUCCAAUGACUACAGCAAAUACCUGGAGACAAGAAGAGCACAAGACUUCGUCCAGUGGCUUAAGAACUCAAAAAGGAACGGUCUAAUUAGACGCCAUGCUGAUGGCACCUACACCAGUGACGUGAGCUCCUACCUGCAGGACAAGGCAGCCAAGGAGUUUGUGACCUGGCUGAAGACUGGCCGAGGCAGGAGAGACUAAACUCAACUAGAGUUCCCUAAAAAAUAAUAAACCUCAACAAUUCACCCCCACUCUGUGCUGUUAUAUUUUAUAAUC